UAUCAAUCGGAAGCUUGAUGUUUAUGCCUCCACACGUGUGCCAUUUAGGUACAGAAUAUAAACAUGUGGAACCAGAAAAUAGUCGUUCCUCCCAUUGUCUGCAACAUGAAGACCACUGUAACAGCAAAUAACAAGGUACAUUACAGAAGUAUGAAAACAACAAUGGCAAAUCUCACUCACCUACUAUCGGAUGUGUCUGUGUGGAAAUCUGAGCUGCACAUCCUGUCAAAGAUGGUCUACAAGAAACACGCACAGCGGAGGAGAGAAAAAACACUACAAGGGCUUAAACGAAUCAAGUCAUGCUUGGAAAGAUUUUGUGCCUUUGAGGGUGUUAAGUAUCUUGAGGAUAUAACAAGGUCACUAGAUUCUGUUGACCUUGAUGAUAACGCUGCAUACCUGCCCUCCAGACAGAUGUUAGAGUUUGUCCUUGUGAGACUGAUGGGUAUGGCAGCCCUGUUAACCCAGACCAUGGCAUAUUGUGUACACACCUUCAUCACUGUUCAACAUGAUCUGGAGAUAGGUAUCCUCAUCCCACAGUCAAUGCUCUUCUUGUCUAUAAUCAGCCGGAUAUGGAUUUUGAGUAACUCUACCUGUAUAUAUAUGGUCACAUGGUACAACUCGCUACAAAAGUGCAUGGACCAUUUGGAACCUACACAAGUUGUAUGGCUUGAAGACCCUAGUAUACUACCAGUUUGUCUUAGCAAGUGGUUGGAGAAGUUUGAAAAGAAAACUUGUGCAACAGAGAGAGCAUCUGUGGUGAUGACUGAACUUGCGACGCCUCAUGCUAACCAGAAACAGGACAGAGGACCUUCUCUCCAGCAGGCCAAAACACAUGGCUUUGUUGAAGAAGAACCUGAGUCUAUACUGAUGACAGGUCAGGAGGGAAACUUUGAUGAUUCUGAAGUAAUUGAAGAAGAUUUAGGAAGCUCAGUAUCAAGAAAUGAUUUUGCAUCAGAAACAAAUACCAACAACAAAACCAGGAAAGCAGAUGUCGUUGAAGGUGGUGUUAUAGAAAUCUCUGAGGAACAAGCUUUUAACAGAUUUAAACUUGCAAAUUCCCUAGACGAUUUGCUUGAACUUGUCAUAAAAACUAAUUGUCAAAACCAUGGUGGCCUGUAUAGAAACAGAUGUGUAAAACGGUUACAAAAACUAAUGGUCAUGUCACAGGAAAAGAAGCAAGGUGUGGCGAAGUUAUUGAGAAAAGGACAAAUAUCUGUCAGAAAGUUUUUAAGGAUGAACACAGAAACAAAAAAUGUAGAAUUGAGUAUGAUUCAGGAUAAUGUGUCGCAGAAACAACACAAGGUCAUAAGUCUAGAAGAACUGAAGGUACAGCAGGAUGUUAGGAAAAUGCUUUUAAACUUCAAACGAAAUCAUCUGAUUUAUCUGGAUCGUGAAGGAAGGUGUCUUCAAAUUGAUGACCACCAAUGUGCAAAAAUAGUACAGACUGCCUUAAAAAAAUGUAUGAAUCGGUUAAGGAAAAAUCCAGAUUCUGCCAAACAGUCAAUUAACAAAGCUGUUAAAGUUGUAUCUUCAGUUGUAGAUCAACUUCAGCGAGAUACGUCAGUUCUUUUGGAGGAUGACUCUUUUCAUACCAACACAAAGCAACGGCAAAAAUCACCAUGUCAAGUGAAAGGAUUAGAUAGUAAUAUGUCUGCAAAAAGGAACAUGGAAAGGAAGAAAAAAACAACGAAAAUGAGUCCAGCAAAGAGUGUGGAAAUUCUUGCAGAAGGAAAUAUAGGAAAGGGGAAAAUAAAGACAAAAUUGAGUGAAACAGAGACAUUGGAAAAUAAUGUAAAACGAAAAUUAGGGAAGAAAAAUCGAAAGUUGAAUAUGAGUGAUGAAACGGCAAUGGAAGUUGAUGCAGUUGAAAAAGUCGACAACAAAAAAUGUAAGAUGGAAAUGACUAACUCAAAGAAAGUGCAUAAAAAGAUUCCUAAAAAUAUUGAUCAUGAUCGACAAAAAACAAAGAGAUCAUCGAUAGAAAGUGUUGAUCUCAUUCCAAAGAAAAAGAAAAUCUUGAAAAAAAUGAAAACAAAAAGUAAGAAAGCUUUACAAUGUACAGUACCCCAAUAAAUUUUCAGGUGGAAUCACAAAAGGAAAUUUGAAUGCAUGUACACAAUUAUGUAGUUAUUAGGUCAUCUGACCCGAAGGGUCAGGAUGACCUAUAGUCAUCAUGCUUCGUCCGUCGUCGUGCCCCGUCCGCCGUGCAUAAACUAUUCACAUUUCAAACUUCUUCUCAAGUUCCAUCAGUGGGAUUUAGCUGAAACUUGCCUGAAAUGAUGCUGGGAUGGUCCUGACCAAGUGUUGUUAUUUUUCG
Molecule: messenger RNA, 2317 nt
Organism: Pecten maximus
Lineage: Eukaryota; Metazoa; Mollusca; Bivalvia; Pectinida; Pectinidae
Exons: 9
Coding region: 64-2073 (669 amino acids)
Biological process (GO): positive regulation of Notch signaling pathway
Cellular component (GO): nucleus
Source: RefSeq, a predicted model, not a curated record